AUGGAGAUCGGCACUUCACUGUAUGAUGAUCAGGGAACCAAGAUUGUAAAGGAUCUGAUGGCCAAAGCAGAUAAGAAUGGAGUAAGGAUCACCCUGCUCGUCAACUUCACAACAGCUGACAAGUUUGCCGAGAAUGCAAACACUGGACAUGCCAGCAUCUCCACUGGGAUCCCAGCAGGAUGGAUGGGUCUAGACUGUGGUUCAGAGUGUAUAAAACGGUUUGUAGAAGCAGUUAGAAGAGCGAAGCAGAGAGUCAGGAAUGGCCCAGUUGGAGAGUUCGAGUGGGACAAGUUUUCUAAAGGAGCCAAAGCU
Molecule: messenger RNA, 312 nt
Organism: Pelobates cultripes (western spadefoot toad)
Lineage: Eukaryota; Metazoa; Chordata; Amphibia; Anura; Pelobatidae
Source: the annotation of a GenBank genome assembly